GAGCUUACGACGAUGAUCAACUACGCCGAGUAUAUUUUGCGGAGUUAUUUCAGAGCCACAGAGUGGAAUCCUGAUGCUCAGUAUUCAAAUUUAAAUAGAGCUAGCGCUGCGAUAUUAGAUUUCUAUCCACCACAGGCGCUUUCCGUUUCGUUAUCUUCCUGUCCCACUCAAGCUUUCGCUAGCAGCUGCAGCUUAUCGAUUUUGCCUUCUCUUAGCGGUUCUUUAGCUUAUCUAGCCUCGUCAAUAGAUCUACCAAAGGACAAGCCAUCACUGCACUCGCUCGUUCAUACAUUCAACAUCUCUGCACUUCCAAAGAAGCCCGAAUACGAUCCAUCUCGAAAGGAUCAAUUGCUCUACGGACAGCUACACCUCCCAUCCUCACGUCUACACUCAUUGUACACUCGUCGACUGAGUCCUCAAUCUCAACUUCUCAUAUCAAGCAUAUCACAUCCACGUCCACCAACCCGCGAGGAGCCUUCAGAAAUGUACAUCACAUACCAAAAAGAUCAAGGGAACUAUGCUAGUGAACUAUCUUAUUCAGUCGCCGAUGGUAUGGCUUCUGCAUCUUCGUUAUUCCAUUUUGGGUUAAUUGAUAAGAAUUAUCGAGAGAAUAGUGAGAGUUCCAUCAGUGACAACAAAGUGGUUUCCUCUAAGCGCAUCGACGAAGAUCCCGAUGGUGAUGGUUCGACAGGCUUGAAAGGCCACUUCAGCUUAGGUGGUGAGAUAUACGCUUCCGCACAAGAGAAGUCAGCAGGAGUAUCCACUGGUUUACGCUUUCAAACACUGCCAGAAACUCAAUCACCGCCAACCGUUCUAGUCGCUCUCCUGAGUCCAAUUACAGGCUAUCUCAGUGGUACCUAUUCCGCUACAAUUGCGAAGGGUCUCUCAGUGGCCUCAAGGUUUGAGUUCAAUCUGUAUUCUUAUGAGAGUGUGACAACACUAGGCGCAGAAUGGGCUAUACCACGAAGCCGUCCGGAUGAAGACGAAUAUUUUGAUGAGAACCUACAAGAAAUGGUAAAACCACAUCCUGAAGAGGGCACCAUCUCUUUACUCAACCAAGGUGCAGCAUCACUCGCUAUUCAAGACGUUAGACAUACGAACCAGAACACUACGACUAAGUCUUCAACUCCUAUACCCUUAUCUGCAUCAGCAGCAAUAAAUGAAAAUGAUCCAAUACAAGGCUACCUCAAAGCAAGAAUGACAACCGAGAAGUCUAUUACUCUCCAAUACGCUGGUCGUCUCAAAUCAAUGCUCGUUUCGCUUGGUCUAGUGGCCGAUCUCAGCAAUCCACACAAACCAGUACAGAGUAUAGGGUUAGAGCUGCAAUACUUGUCGCCGGGUAAUGAGCCAAAUUAGGAUGUAUUUAUAUGUACUUUU
Wallemia mellicola CBS 633.66 is the source of this 1377-nucleotide messenger RNA. RefSeq lists its product as hypothetical. NCBI's taxonomy places the organism in Eukaryota, Fungi, Basidiomycota, Wallemiomycetes, Wallemiales, Wallemiaceae. The record is from RefSeq and is a predicted model, not a curated record. Bases 13 to 1356 code for a protein of 447 amino acids. Gene Ontology annotation, biological process: mitochondrial outer membrane translocase complex assembly; phospholipid transport; establishment of mitochondrion localization. The transcript is spliced from 5 exons. Gene Ontology annotation, cellular component: ERMES complex; SAM complex.